AAAGCAGCAAAAUACCAUUCUCUCUCUCUCAACAGAAACCGUACGCCCACAAACCCACUCACUGCUCAAAACUAAAGUCACCCCAUCGCCUUCACUCACUGCCUCCCACUCUUCCAAAGCCGUUUUUUCCACUCACACACUCUCUCUCUCAUUCAAUCUAUAUGCAUCUAUGAACCUCUCUGCCUUUGUUUCUCCACUCGCUCCCUCUCCCUCUUCUAUCCCCUCGUUGUAGCAUUUCCUCACUGCUAGUGCUUCUAGAAUUUCAUUCUUCACCUUUUUCCCUUUCGAUUCUCUCUCUUACUCUCUUUCCCAAAUGGAAGAGAAACGGGGUUUCUUCUCCGCUCUCAAGGAGGAAGUGGUUCGGGGCCUCUCUCCCUCUCGUUCUCGCUCCAAAAGCCCAGCCCGAACCGUCUCACCCUUUUCGGGUCUCCUCAGGAGGAAGAAGCAUCACAACACCCCUAACCAUGACUCCUCCGUCGCAAGAUCCGCUAGUUUGAGGCCGUUGGGGGAGACACUAACGCCUCUCAUCGAGGGACCCGACCCGGACGGAGCAGAAAACGGGGAUCCGAAGAGAAUCAGGUCGGGUCUCGGGCACUGGAUGAAGGGACAGCUUUCACGUGCCCCCUCUGUGUCUUACAAGAGGUCUGAUCUGAGGCUUCUUCUGGGUGUAAUGGGUGCGCCACUCGCUCCUCUUCACGUCUGCGCCACCGACCCUCUCCCUCAUCUCAGCAUAAAGGACACUCCCAUUGAAACUUCAUCUGCCCAAUACAUAUUGCAACAGUACACAGCAGCGUCUGGUGGGCUGAGAUUGCAGAACUCUAUACGAAAUGCAUACGCAAUGGGAAAGGUCAGAAUGGUAGCCUCUGAAUUCGAGACUGCAACUAGGGUAGUGAAGAACCGGAAUGCCUCUAGGUGUGCAGAGUCUGGUGGAUUUGUGCUCUGGCAAAUGAAUCCUGACAUGUGGUAUGUAGAGCUUGCUGUUGGGGGAAGCAAGGUUCAUGCUGGCUGCAAUGGCAAACUUGUUUGGAGGCACACGCCUUGGCUUGGUGCUCACACGGCAAAGGGACCUGUGAGGCCUUUGCGGCGUGCACUUCAGGGUCUUGAUCCUAGAACCACUGCCAGUAUGUUUGCUGAUGCCAGAUGCAUAGGAGAGAAGAAUAUCAAUGGUGAGGACUGCUUCAUCCUUAAGCUCUGUACUGACCCAGAAACAUUGAAGGCUCGAAGUGAGGGACCUGCCGAGAUCAUAAGGCAUGUCUUGUUUGGCUACUUUAGCCAGAAGACUGGACUUCUUGUUCACAUUGAGGAUUCCCAUCUGACUCGCAUCCAAUCCAAUGGGGGUGAUGCAGUUUAUUGGGAAACCACAAUCAAUUCAUUCCUUGAUGAUUAUAGGCCUGUGGAAGGGAUCAUGAUUGCCCACUCAGGGCAUUCGGUGGUAACUCUUUUCAGGUUUGGGGAGAUGGCAAUGAGCCAUACUAAAACAAAAAUGGAAGAGGCCUGGACAAUCGAAGAGGUGGCGUUCAAUGUUCCAGGUCUUUCAGUAGACUGCUUCAUUCCCCCUGCAGAUUUGAGAACAAGUUCUGUCAGUGAAGCUUGUGAACUUCCUCAUGAUGAAAGAGGAAAGAACUCAUUAGCAGUACAUAGGGCCAAAGUUAUUGCACUGGAGAAAUCGCAUAAUUGCAGCAUUGAUAACAUGAUAUGGAAGAUGGAAGUCUAAGGACGGUGGUAGGAUCAAUUCGUGGCAAUUGUUAAUAGCAGUCACUAGUUUUUGACUACUAACGUUUAGAUGUUAGAGUAGGUUCGUUGUGAAAGUUUGUUAUAUGCCUCUAUAUACUCUGUAAAUAGAGCAUAAAAAUUCACGGGUAUUAUGCGGACCCGAGUGAAUGUUUAUACUCGAUGCAGAAUCCAACUAUGGAGUUGGAGCUCGUUUUUCCACUUCGGAAUAGAGCAAAUGGAGGUUAAAAUUUUAGUUUACCUUCCAUAAAUGAGGGCGGGCGGUGAAGCUUUGGUAUAGUGGACCCUUUAAACUUUUGUUAAUUAGUAACUUUAUGUAAGUGUCGAUGGUGGUAAUAUUAAAGAGUCUACCAUCGACCACAGCCAGUUUGGCGCUAACAGCUUCUACAUGGUGUGGAAGUUGUGUUUGAAAAGGUGACGAGGGUGUUUUUGAUAGCCUAGAUAACGGAGUAGGGUUACAGAGACAACACUCAGUCUUAAUUGAUGUACCCAACAUCUCAUGUUUCUGUUUUGUGUUAUGAUGCUAUUUUGUCAGUGCUCCUGAUAAUUAAACUGUCAGAUAAUGAAUGCUCUUG
Abrus precatorius (Indian licorice) is the source of this 2306-nucleotide messenger RNA. RefSeq lists its product as uncharacterized. Lineage: Eukaryota; Viridiplantae; Streptophyta; Magnoliopsida; Fabales; Fabaceae. The coding region runs from base 314 to 1714 and encodes 466 amino acids. The record is from RefSeq and is a predicted model, not a curated record. The transcript has 3 exons.